UCUGAAACACCAACGCGUUUUUUCUCAAACAAAAAGGGAAAAAUCCACACUGUCCCCUUCUCUCUCUUCUCUCUCUCUCCUCUUCUUUACUCUUUUGUGGAGAGACUGUGUGACUAGAAGUACAAUCGAAAAGCAAAAAAAAAAAGCAACCCCAAAUUAGGGUUACAGUUUAGGGUUUUAUGCUCCACCAACACAGAGGACGAGGGAGACAACUACGGGUCCGGACUUUUCGGGCUCCGAUAAUGGGUCCUUCUUCUUCUUCUUCUUCUCUCCUCCAAUGGCGGCACCACCACAUUCACAAGCCGCCAUUGAAGCUCUUGAUUUUCCUCUGCGUUCUCCUCUCAGCUCCAAUUGGACCCGUUUGGGGCUCCGAUUCCGACAAAUCCGCCCUAUUGGCGUUCAAGGCUUUACUUUCGGACCCUCUCGGAGCGCUGAGCAGCUGGGAUUCGAAGAGCCCGGAUCACUGCUCGUGGGUCGGGGUUUCCUGCGGGUCGGGUUCUCGGGUCGUGGCUCUGAAUAUCACCGGUGGAGGUAAUUCUCUGUCUUGUGCUCGAAUUGCUCAAUUCCCACUUUAUGGGUUCGGAAUUAGGCGAACUUGUUCUUUAGCCGGCGGUAGUAAAGUUAAAAUCUUGGGUAGAAUUUCUGCUGCUGUUUCUGAGCUCACUGAGCUCAAGAUUCUGUCAAUGCCGUUCAACGAAUUGAGCGGCGGAAUUCCUGCGGAGAUUUGGGGGAUGGAGAAGCUCGAGGUUCUUGAUCUCGAAGGGAACUCGAUUUCCGGCUCUUUGCCUUACAGUUUCACCGGUUUGAGGAGUUUAAAGGUUCUUAAUUUGGGAUUCAAUGAGUUGUUUGGUGCAAUACCGAGUUCGUUAUCGAACUGUGUAGGCCUACGAAUCUUGAAUUUAGCUGGCAAUCGAUUUAACGGAUCAAUUCCAGGGUUUGUCGGUGGGUUUCAAGAUUUGAAUGGGCUUUACUUGUCUUUCAAUCUACUCAGUGGAUCGAUUCCGGUUUCUAUUGGCAAUAACUGCGAAAAACUCGAGCAUUUAGAGAUAUCGGGGAAUUAUUUGACCGAGGCUAUUCCGAGGAGCAUAGGCAACUGUAGAGCGUUGAAGACACUUCUGCUGUAUUCCAAUAUGCUGGAGGAGGUUAUUCCAAGCGAGCUCGGUCGGCUGAGUCAGCUCGAAGUUCUGGAUGUUUCUAGAAACAACUUCGGCGGCGUCAUACCGUCUGCGAUUGGCAACUGCACGAAACUGUCUGUCCUUGUGUUGUCCAACUUGUGGGACCCUCUUCCGAAUGCUUCGAGUUUAGGAGAGAAAUUGGCAUUCACUGCUGAUGAGUACAACUUCUACGAAGGCACGAUUCCGAAUGAGAUCAGCACACUAUCGAGCUUGAGGAUGGUGUGGGCCCCUCGAGCAACUCUCGAGGGAAAAUUUCCCGAUAGUUGGGGUACUUGCGGCAAUUUGGAGAUGUUGAAUUUGGCUCAGAAUUACUACUCAGGGGAAAUAUCCGUCGGGUUUAGCAACAAAUGCAAGAAGCUGCGUUUUCUUGAUUUGAGCUCGAACAGGCUUAGCGGUGCGAUCAGUGACGAAAUUCCAGUGCCUUGUAUGAAUCUGUUCGAUAUCAGUGACAAUUUUUUGUCGGGCCCGAUUCCCAAAUUUAGCUACGGAUCUUGUGUGCCCAUCGAAUCGAGGAACCCUUAUGAUGCUCCUUCUGCAUAUAUAUCGUACUUCCGAUAUCGAACUCAGAUCGAAUCAUCUUUGCCAUUGUCUGAAAACGGUGGUGAUGAUGAUGGUAAUUUUCUGGUGCUACACAAUUUCGGUUCCAACAACUUGACGGGCCCACUUCAGGCAAUGCCUAUCGCAUCGGAAAUAUUAGGAAAGCAAACCGUUUACGCAUUCCUCGCAGGCAGAAACAAGCUGACCGGAAAUUUCCCUCCAUCUUUCGCCGAGAAAUGCGAUCAAGCAAAGGGCGUCGUAGUAAAUGUCAGCAACAAUUUGUUGACCGGUCAAGUUCCGAUCGAUUUCGCCACAUCGUGCAAGUCACUGAUGCUUCUAGAUGCUUCCGUGAAUCAAAUUUCCGGAACCCUACCCCCGAGCAUCGGCAACUUAGUUUCGCUUCGUGUGCUUAACUUAAGCUGGAACCCUCUGCAAGGUCCGAUUCCGAACAGCCUUGGCCUGAUUAAGGAUAUCGAAUGUCUCUCUUUGGCUGGUAAUAACCUCAACGGUUCGAUCCCCGAAAGUUUCGGACAGCUGUACAAUCUUGAAGUUCUCGAUUUGUCUUCGAAUUCUCUAUCGGGUGAAAUUCCGAAAGGCCUCGCGAGUUUGAGGAAGCUGUCGGUUCUUUUGCUGAACAAUAAUAAAUUAUCAGGUCAGCUUCCGUCUGAGCUGGCAACAAACGCCUCCACUCUCUCGACUUUCAACGUCUCGUUCAACAAUCUCUCUGGAAAUUUGCCUCCGAACAACGAUAUGCUCAAAUGCAGUAGCUUUCUCGGAAACCCGUUUCUCCAAUGCCCUAUUUUGUCCUUAUCUUCGAACCCCGUCGAUCAAAACGGAAGAAUCGGCAACCAAGAUUCUUCCUCUUCUUCUUCCUCAACGGAUAGAAGAAGGGAAGAAAAAUUAAACUCGAUUGAGAUUGCUUCGAUAACUUCGGCAGCAGCCAUUGUAUUCGUUCUUCUUGCCUUAAUCUUCCUCUUCUUCUACACGAGAAAAUGGAAACCGAGGUCUAGAGUGACAAACGGAGCUUCUUCUAGAAGGGAAGUGAUCACCUUCACCGACAUAGGGGUCCCGCUAACCUUCGACACAGUCGUACGCGCAACUUCGAAUUUCAACGCUAGCAACUGCAUCGGGAACGGUGGCUUCGGCGCGACAUUCAAAGCCGAAAUAUCGCCAGGUGUCCUAGUCGCGAUAAAACGCCUCGCGGUAGGACGGUUCCAAGGCGUACAACAAUUCGACGCGGAGAUCCGAACGCUCGGCCGCCUCCGCCACCCGAACCUCGUAACUCUAAUCGGGUACCACGCGAGCGAAACAGAAAUGUUCUUGAUAUACAACUAUUUGCCUAGCGGCAAUCUCGAGAAAUUCAUACACGAGAGAUCGAACAGAGCAGUCGAUUGGAGGGUUUUGCAUAGAAUCGCGUUGGAUAUAGCCCGUGCACUCGCGUACCUACACGAGCAAUGUGUGCCACGUGUACUUCACCGAGAUGUAAAGCCGAGUAACAUUUUAUUGGACGAGGAAUAUAAUGCGUACUUAUCCGAUUUCGGUCUGGCGAGAUUGCUCGGUACUUCGGAGACCCACGCGACGACAGGUGUCGCCGGUACUUUCGGGUAUGUGGCGCCCGAAUAUGCAAUGACGUGUAGGGUUUCAGAUAAGGCGGAUGUUUAUAGCUAUGGGGUGGUUUUGCUGGAGUUGAUUUCGGAUAAGAAGGCGUUGGAUCCUUCUUUUAGUUCGUAUGGGAAUGGGUUUAAUAUUGUGGCGUGGGGGUGUAUGCUUUUGCGGGCGGGCCGGGCGAAGGAGUUUUUCACGGCCGGGCUUUGGGAGGCGGGCCCGCAUGACGACUUGGUGGAGGUGUUGCAUUUGGCGGUGGUGUGUACGGUUGAGUCGUUGUCGCAUAGGCCGACGAUGAAGCAGGUUGUGAGGAGGUUGAAGCAGUUGCAGCCUCCUUCUUGUUAGGACUUAGGUGGAAAUAUUUGAUUUGUUUUUAUGAGAUUGUAGCUCUCUACUUGUAAAUUGUAGUCAUAGUUUUAGUUCAUUUUUAUGUUGUGGAUUUAAUGAUAGUGGUUUUUUUUUAAAUUAUUAUUAUUAUUUUUUAUUUUUAUUUUUAGCUGCAGAAGAAUGCAGAUGUUUG
Erythranthe guttata (spotted monkey flower) is the source of this 3837-nucleotide messenger RNA. RefSeq names its product LRR receptor-like serine/threonine-protein kinase RPK2. Gene Ontology annotation, molecular function: ATP binding; protein kinase activity; protein binding. Gene Ontology annotation, biological process: protein phosphorylation. NCBI's taxonomy places the organism in Eukaryota, Viridiplantae, Streptophyta, Magnoliopsida, Lamiales, Phrymaceae. The record is from RefSeq and is a predicted model, not a curated record.